Molecule: messenger RNA, 2942 nt
Organism: Solea solea (common sole)
Lineage: Eukaryota; Metazoa; Chordata; Actinopteri; Pleuronectiformes; Soleidae
Product: dual specificity protein phosphatase 14-like
Exons: 3
Coding region: 348-881 (177 amino acids)
Biological process (GO): protein dephosphorylation
Cellular component (GO): cytoplasm
Molecular function (GO): protein tyrosine/serine/threonine phosphatase activity
Source: RefSeq, a predicted model, not a curated record
GACAAACAUGUCCUGUCAGAUGAAAGAAUCACUGCUGCACUUUAAACUCUCAAUUUCACUUUUAAUUUCACACGAGGUCAUAAAACAUCGGUUUCGUUGUUGGGGCUUUUAUUUUUUAAAUCUGUAGCCGGAUGUUGCGUCAGCCUGUUCGAGAAGGCAGCUGUAAACAGAUGACUCACAACCUCGGUGUUUAACAAACAAACAACUAUAAAACAUACAUUUGUUGUCGCAUUAGGACACACACACACACACAUACAUGUAUAUAUACAGUAGAGUGAAAUCCUACCAUUCAGUAUAAACAUUCAUGACGUCGUAUGAAGGCGGAAUUCUUAAGUUAAUUAACGGUCAUGGCAGUUUCUCAGGUGUCUCCUGGUCUCUUCCUCACUGACCUGGACUCAGCGCUGAAUUGCAGUGUGUUGACCAGCAGGAGUGUUACCCUCAUUAUAAAUGUCAGUGGACUGGAGGACAUGUCUUACCCUCAGCUGGAUGGUCUUCAGGUCUUCCACAUCCCAAUCCAGGACCAGCCCCAUGCUCCCUUGAGACAUUACUUUGACCAUGUAACUGAACGGAUCAACCAGAACCAGACAGGGGCAACUCUGGUACACUGCAUUGCUGGACGAAGCCGGUCUGCUGCUCUGAUCAUGGCCCACCUGAUGAGGUCUGAAGGUCUCAGUCUGCGCCAGGCUCAUGAACGCGUUCUGGAGUGUCGACCCUUUAUCAGACCCAAUGCUGGUUUCUGGAGGCAGUUGAUAGACCACGAGACGGCACUGUUUGGCAGGAACACAGUGCAGAUGGUGAGGACACCCAGUGGCGUCCUGCCAGAGGCUCUUCCCGACUCGGAGGAUGCCAAUGCCAUGGCAAUGUACUGCGUCAAUAUUUGAAGAAGCUGCUGCUGCUUUCACUGUCUUUAAAGGGACAGUUUGUGAUUUCAAACCAUGGUUUUAUGAGGUACUGACAUUGUGAUCAUAUAUUGACUGUAGAGUUGCUGAUCUACUGCUGCAUUGUUUAGUAUUAUAAAUACUGCACAUCAAGUCACAAACCAACCAGGAUCAACAACUCCUAAGUCCAACUUGGUAGGUUUGUCACAGAGAUAAAUUUGAAUGAAAGAUGUCAAUUGGUAUGAUGGAUUUAGGAAAUUACAGUCAUAACUUCAUUCAAAACAAUGGAGGAAAUAACUUGAUUGUUUUACAGGUAGAAUCAAACCUCAGAAUUAACUCAAAUAUUUAACAUAUUGUGAGGAACUGUGUCAUAUCACAACAUGUGUAUUUAUUAUGUAAAAAAAGUAACAAAUCACUGAUUGAAUGAUAACAUUCAUGAAUAUACAGUAACUGUAUAACAUGUUCUAACAGAAGUAAAGCGGGAUCACUUUUGACUUAGAAAGGGGAACAUGAACAUUUAAACAAAACAGACAUGAAAACAUGAAACAGUAUCUAAGAAAAACAUCACAUCACUUCAGUCAACCCAUGAUCUGCUGGUGGUCAGAGCAGGAUAAGCUCAGAAAGUGGCCCUAGUCCCAGUUGUGUAUCUGGCUUUAGUCCAGGAUCUGGUUCUAGUUCCAGUCCUUGUCUAUGUACUGGAUCUGGUCCUGGUCUCAGUACUGGAAGCUUCUCUUGGUCUGGAUAUCAUCAAGGAUUUGCUGCAGCUCCUCAUCUUCAAACCGUCCUUCGAGACUGAAACCCAUCCAUUAACAGUCAAAGGUGAGUGAUGUCACUGUGGAUACUAAUUUAUCAACUGAUUGGUUUAGAUUCAGAUUUUCAUGUUGCAGUUGUCAGGACGAUUGUUGACUAAUCAUAAAAUGUUUUAUCCUGAGUCCCUUCCACUAGACGAUCACAGACACAUUAAAGCUUAAUAUGCAACAGAUGAUCUAAGAUAAACUCUGAAAGGUUCCUUUGACAUCAACACGUUUUAUUGUGUUUAUUGCUCCUUUAGACUAUUUUUAAGGUUUCUUUGCAGCAUAGGCAGUUGUUACCAGUGCUGCAAUAGCUACCAUAUCACUGAAUGGAAAUGUAUGCAUGCAGCUGUUUAGUUAAACAGCCAACAGGAGGCGCCCUCUCUCUGAACUGCCCUUUUAUUGGUCAAAGUCUCCAGUCACAAGCCAGAGUUCCUUAAGACUAGAAACAGACACGAGAGGCGGUGCAAAAGUCUAGAUUUCUUUCAGGAUACUUGUCAUGGAUGAUUAGGACUUUUGAUGACUCACCUGGGAAUCAGAGCUUUGGCUUCUUCAGCAGACUCAGGACAGAGAUUUGCCAAACUGGCCAACUCGAACUUAUGAAGCUUCUUCUGAAGGAGGAGACUGACAAUAGGAGGUAGAGUUACAUUAGUCCACACACUGUUAAGUCACUUAAUUGAAGAAUUUAGACUUGCUGAGUACCACUAGUAUCCCAUAAUGGCCUUGUUAUUUUAUUAUUAUUACUGUUAUUAACACUUCUUUUUAAUUUAUUCUAUUACACCUUAUUUAUUACCAUUUUCAACAUUACCUGUGUGCUUUUAAAUGUGAUAUUUUGUUUGUCUGAUGUCUGUUUUUGAGUGUUCUCAUUGUUAUGUUCUGUAUUUGAUAGUUCACUCAAAUUAUUUAGGAAUAAAAGGGAUUGCGACAGUUGUACAAUCAAUUGUGGGAUAUGUUGCGUUGGAUACACGUUAGAUACUUCUGCUGUAUCUUAAGGACUAUGAAUUAAACUGAAAUGUGUCAGUCUUCAUUGCUUUGCAUAUUUUGACAACAUUUGGCCAACGAACGCAGCUGAGAUAACCAGUUGAUAACAUGUGGCUGCCUGAUCAGUGCCAAUGUCGUGACAAAAAGCAAUUGUCCACCAGAAACUGAUAUUGGUCCACUGGAGAAUGCACAGCCUGUUAAAGCUGUAUCAUGGAAUUUAAUGAAUUAAUGUCUGAUAUCCUUGUUAAUGCAUAUGUUUGAAAACUAUCGUAAUUAAAUGAUUGUUUAUGGA